AUGGGGGCUUGCUGCAGCCAUACGGUGCCCGCAGAUGAGUACUGCGCUGCCAAGGAGUUCGGGAACCGGCCUUGCAUGCCGUGCGACCCAGAGGUGUCCACGCGAGAGCGGACAGGCCUGGAGGUGUUGGAUGGCCAGCUCGAAACUAACAUGCCGGACAUCCCGGACCUCCACUUCAACGAAGGCGUCCCCGCGCUUCCUCCCACUCCUUCGAGCCCCUCGGGCGGAGGCGGCUCCAAGCCCGCUCUGACCACCCUCAACUCGCAUGCCAGCAUGUCUAGUCGUUCCUCCAACAAGUCCAUCCACCUGGACCGGAGUUCUACGCGGCAUAGUGUGUCAUUCCAGGAAGACCAAGUCUUGGCCUUAUUCCAGAAGUUUGAUGCCAACAGGGACAACUGUGUGAGCCAUGAGGAGUUGCGAUCUGUGCUACAGCAGCUAGCCGAUCCUUCGGACGUGCGGGGUGAGCGCUUCGAGGAGCUUCUGAAGCAAAUCGACACGGACGGCGAUGGCUUCAUCCAGCUGGAGGAAUUCAUGGCCUGGUGCUUCGCAAGCGGCGAUGCGUGGAAGCGGCUUCGAUGGACGUGCGAUUCGGUUGUGCACCUCGAAGUCUCCCGAAGAACUGCGGAGAAGUUGGCAGUGAGGAACAAGAAUAGACUUUCUCACUUCCACUGGCUCCAAGAACUUCUUGCCAUGGUUGUGGACGGCAAGAACAAGGCAAUGGCCACCUGCGUCGAGAGUCGCCGCCGUGGCACCCCGCUGUUUGCAGUGGCUGGUGUUUGCCCCAACAGCCUUUGUGGCAUGCAGGCGGUGAUGUACUGCAAGUUUGACAAAGACGUGGAUUUCUGGUGGAUAAAGCCGAAGGUCGACAAACCGGACCAAUUGGAGCGCAAUACCCUGGAUCUCCACAAGGAGGGCAAAUUUCGAAAUGCAACGGGAAAGUCGCGAGCUUUGUACCUGCCGUUGGCCGAGAAGUUUGCUGGAAGCAAAGAAGUGGUUGCCCUGCUAGUCCAGUCCUGUCACAUGGGUGUAGUAGGUCAUGCACGAAGCCACAUGAACGAAGAUCCAUGGUGCAAAAUACCGAAGUAUGCUGCAUUGAUGGCAAUGUGCCUCCUGCGUGACUGGUAUGAAGGUUCUUUCGAAUUCGGCAUGGACGACAAUGGCCGAGCUUUCAUCGAUGAGACAACUGCCACUGGCCGCUGCCGGAUGCUCCUCUACCUUGUGUGGCAGGAGAACUGGAGCAGCUUCUUCGCCUACAACAAGUUCAUCGAGGGGAAGCUCUUCUACCAGCGCGGACAGCCCUGGGAGUGCCCCGAGAGCCAGGCCAAGACCGCAGCACCUUUCUUUGCUCGUCAGUACCGCCUCGAAGGUGGCAGUCUUUCCAUCGCAGGGGUUGAGACCGAAGAGACAGUGCUCUCGCUGCUGCCGCCCGACGUCUGCCAGGAAAUGUUUUCCAUUUUGCAAUCGGCCAACCCAGUGCUGCCCGGAGAAGGCCCGGACCACGGCUGCUUAAUCAUGGAGGGUGCUGACUCCUGCACAUUGUCACCCAUCUGCCCGGGCAAGGCCCCAUUAACCCCCCGAGGUGUCUCUGAAGGCAAGCCCCAGCUCCCGGCAGCCGCUGCAAAGAAUGCGAGGAGUCAAAACAGCCGCGCCCAGCGGCGCCGCACCGCCACGGACUGCGCCACGCAGGAGGACCAGUGUCAUCCCAGGAAGAUCUUCAUAGGUGGUCUCGCGCACAAGACGACAACGCAACACCUCAGGGACUACUUCGUGAAGUACGGCGGGAUUGUGGAUGCCGUUGUUCUGCGCUGGCCUGAUGGGCGCUCUCGUGGCUUUGGCUACGUCACAUUCUCCGAGGUGCAAGGUGCCCAGGCGGCUCUGAAUGAUGCGCACCAGAUUGGGGGCCGACAAGUGGACGUCAAGAGGGCCGUGCCCGGCACGAACAAGCUCUUCGUCGGGGGCUUGCCGCAGAACACUGCUGCAGCUGAACUCCGAGAGCACUUCGAGGCAUUUGGAACCGUGUCUGACGCGGUGGUUAUGCAAUGCCGGCAGGUUUGGCAGAACGUUGACUGUGUCUAUGUACAGCGCAGCACUGGCGUGUGCAGAAUGAUUGGGGCAGACGAGGCUGCUGUGAUGCGAUACUAA
Molecule: messenger RNA, 2142 nt
Organism: Symbiodinium necroappetens
Lineage: Eukaryota; Dinophyceae; Suessiales; Symbiodiniaceae
Source: the annotation of a GenBank genome assembly